AUGGGCCACCUGGGAUGGGCGAAGAGGGGCAUGCCUCGCGGCAAGGCCCGCGUGCCGUUCUACCAUGUGACGCUGCGGCCAGGCGACGGGCUCGCGGUGCCCAGCGCCCGCCCCAGCGGGGUGGUCUCCCGCGACAGCAGGCGCCUCGCCAUCAACGCCUUCUUUGAGCCGAAGUUCGGCAGGACCCUCUCGGCUGGGGUCGGUAUGGCCGGGGCCCUGCGGUGGGCGCAGCACGGGCCGCGGUCAUAG
Prorocentrum cordatum is the source of this 249-nucleotide messenger RNA. The record is from the annotation of a GenBank genome assembly. Lineage: Eukaryota; Dinophyceae; Prorocentrales; Prorocentraceae.